UACGAGCAGCAGCGGCAGGAUUAGCGACAUGCGCGGCUAGCGGCUUGAUUAGCGAUUGCUUUCCUUCGUCCUCCACGUGAAAAAAAAGACAACAAUAUGCGGCAGGAUACUCGACAGUUCGACCCGUCUCAUCAUGCAGGCUCUCAGCCCUAGGGCCUAGGCCGCCGCCCGCCGUCGCCGACACAGCGACACCGCGACACGCCGUACUGCAGGUCUGCCCACUCCCAUCUGGCUCUUGCUAAUUUCUAAUUCUCUUCUCCUAAUCUCCUUCCUAAUCCAGUUCACAGCUGAUUUCAAUUCAGGGGGCCCUCACGCUUGGUCAAUUGCUCAUUGCUCUCCGAGUCUAGGCGUUGUAAAUAGCACACGGACUGACGCAGAACCAGGUAUAUUAUAUUUGCGUUUGGGCGUUUCCUUGAUGCGUAUGUGGUACUGUUCAAUAAUUGAUGCAAAAAUUACUUUUUCAGGAUUGUGUGUUAGCAUGCCUCCGAGAAACAGGACAUAUGCAUCGGGUAGUAAAAAAAGGAAAAAGAAGAAGGCCGUAGAUACAUUGGUACAAUCACAGCGUGGGCAUCUGCACUUAUAUUACAAGAGUACUUCCACUACUUCGAUAAACCCAGGUGAUGAGUUGGCGAUAGUUGCCAUAGAGGAAGAGCAACAAACUAAUGUGAAUUCAGAAUUCGAUCAGCAAGAAGAAAAUGUCGAAACCAACAUCGACGACAGCAAUGUAAGUGGCUCCGAGAAUGUAGGUAAUUCAUCGGAUGCACAAGAACAGUCUCCUAGUGUUGAUGAACAAGUCUAUACUCCUGAUAUUUAUGAUCCAAGAAAUUGGGAUAAUCUUGACAAUAAAGCAAGAGAUGUAUUAGUUGAGAAAGGGCCAAUGAGAGAGGAAGAGAAUAAAAUGGAAUACCGUGUAGAUGAUGCAGGAAGACAUUUUUCCUAUGCUCACUAUCAUAGGAAAUUAAGCAAUGGAGAGAAACAUGAUAGAAAAUGGCUAGUUUAUUCAGAAGGUGUUGACAAAGUUUUUUGCUUUUGUUGUAAGAUCUUCAAGUCUAGCAGUAGCAGGAGUCAGAGUUCCUUAGCACAUGAUGGAUUAGAUCAUUGGAGGCACAUUAGUGAGAAGCUUAAAGAACAUGAAAAUAGUGUUGAUCAUAUUAAUAACAUGAACAAGUGGAAUGAAUUAAGGAUUAGACUACGGAAAGAGGAAACUAUUGACAAGGACUUGCAGCAUCAAAUAACAAAGGAGAAAGAACGUGUCAGGCAAGUUUUGUUAAGAAUAAUAGCCAUUGUGAAAUAUCUUGGUAAACGCAACUUGGCUUUUCGCGGAAACAGUGAGCAACUUUACAAGGAUGAUAAUGGUAAUUUCUUAGCUUGUGUUGAGAUGAUUGCAGAAUUUGAUUUGGUAAUGCAAGACCACCUUAGACGUAUCCAGAACAAAGAAAUUCAUUACCAUUAUCUCAGUCAUAAAAUUCAGAACGAGUUGAUAUCUCUUUUGGCUGCUGACAUCACAUGUUCUAUCAUAAAGGUUGUUAAAGAGGCCAAGUAUUUCUCUGUUAUCCUAGAUUGUACCCCUGAUGUCAGUCAUCAAGAACAAAUGACUUUUUUAGUUCGUUGUGUUAAUUUGUCGGAUGGGAGAAUAAAAAUUGAGGAGUACUUUCUGGGGUUCUUGAAGGUGGAUGACACUUCUGGCUUAGGGAUUUUUAAAGUACUGCUUGAAUCUAUGGAGACUUUUGGCUUAAAUAUUAAUGAUAUAAGGGGUCAAGGAUAUGACAAUGGUUCUAACAUGAAAGGAAAAUACCGAGGGGUACAAUCUAGGUUACUUGAUGUGAAUCCAAGAGCAUUAUACAUGCCAUGUGCUUGUCAUAGUCUUAAUCUCACUCUCUGUGAUAUGGCAAAAACAUGUGAGAAAGCUGUUUCAUUUUUUGGAAUUGUUCAGCGCAUAUAUAUAUUAUUUGCUGGUUCUACGAAAAGGUGGAAUGUUUUGCUUAAACAUGUUCCUAGUUUGACUGUGAAAUCAUUGUCUAACACUCGCUGGGAGAGUCGAAUCAAAAGUGUUACAGCAAUAAGAUAUCAAGCCAUUGAGUUAAGGUCAGCUUUGUCUGAGUUACGUGAUGCUUCUGACACUGAACCUAAGGAUAAAAGCGACGCAAAAAAUUUAUUUGAUGCACUUGGUCGCUUUGAGUUUCUAGUUGGUAUGAUUAUCUGGCAUGAUAUUCUGUUUGCUGUAAAUAAAGUUAGCAAGAUGCUGCAAUCGUCAACCAUGUGUAUUGACUCUGCUUUGAAGCAAAUAAAAGGUAUAACAGAAUAUUUUGAGAAGUACAGAGAUGAUGGGUUUUCUUCAAGUUUGACCAUCGCCAAAGGUAUUGCGACUGAAAUGGGAAUUGAUCCCGUGUUUCCAAUGAAACGUCAUGCUAAGAGGAAGAGACAGUUUGGUGAAAGUGAUUGUCAAGAAGAAAUUCUAGAAGCUGAGAAGGCUUUUCAUAUUAAAUAUUUUUUUGUUUUGGUUGAUAUGGCGGUCACUUCUUUGAAGGAUAGAUUUAAAGAACUAAAAUGGUGUUCAAAGAUAUCUUUGGAUUUUUAUUGA
Molecule: messenger RNA, 2581 nt
Organism: Aegilops tauschii subsp. strangulata
Lineage: Eukaryota; Viridiplantae; Streptophyta; Magnoliopsida; Poales; Poaceae
Source: RefSeq, a predicted model, not a curated record